CCGCCGUUGGACCGGGCUCGGACCGGGAUGAGCGGCGGGAGCCGGCGGCGUCCAUGACAGGUCCUGGCCAGCCUUAGCCCCGGCGCCGCCAUGACCGAGGUGCUGGUGGUGAAGGAGGGGUGGCUCCACAAGCGAGGGGAAUACAUCAAAACAUGGCGGCCCCGCUACUUCCUGCUCAAGAGCGACGGCUCCUUCAUUGGCUACAAGGAGCGGCCGGAGAGCCCGGAGCAGGCGCUGCCCCCCCUCAAUAACUUCUCUGUGGCCGAGUGCCAGCUGAUGAAGACGGAGCGCCCGCGCCCCAACACCUUCGUCAUCCGCUGCUUGCAAUGGACAACGGUCAUCGAGAGGACCUUCCAUGUGGAUACCCCGGAGGAGCGGGAGGAAUGGAUGCGCGCCAUCCAGACGGUCGCCAACAGCCUCAAGCAGCAGGAGCCGGAGGUGGAUCCCAUGGAAUACAAGUGCGGAUCCAUGGAUGGCCCCGGUGCUGAGGAGAUGGAGGUGGCCAUGGGCAAAUCCCGUGCUAAGGCUACCAUGAACGACUUCGAUUACCUGAAGCUCUUGGGGAAAGGGACCUUUGGGAAGGUGAUCCUGGUGCGGGAAAAGGCCACCGGGCGCUAUUACGCCAUGAAGAUCCUGCGGAAGGAGGUCAUCAUCGCCAAGGAUGAAGUGGCUCACACCGUGACCGAGAGCCGGGUGCUGCAGAACACCCGGCACCCCUUCCUCACCGCCCUGAAAUACGCGUUCCAGACCAACGACCGCCUCUGCUUCGUCAUGGAAUACGCCAACGGGGGCGAGCUCUUUUUCCACCUCUCGAGGGAACGCGUCUUCACCGAGGAUCGCGCCCGCUUCUAUGGUGCCGAGAUCGUGUCUGCCUUGGAAUACCUCCAUUCCCGGGAUGUGGUGUACCGGGAUAUCAAGCUGGAAAACCUGAUGCUGGACAAGGAUGGGCACAUCAAGAUCACCGACUUCGGCCUCUGCAAGGAGGGCAUCAGUGAUGGUGCCACCAUGAAGACCUUUUGUGGCACCCCCGAGUACCUGGCGCCGGAGGUGCUGGAGGACAAUGACUACGGCCGCGCCGUGGACUGGUGGGGACUGGGGGUGGUGAUGUACGAGAUGCUCUGCGGCCGCCUGCCCUUCUACAACCAGGACCACGAGCGCCUCUUUGAGCUCAUCCUGCUCGAGGAGAUCCGGUUCCCCCGCAGCCUCGCGCCCGACGCCAGGGCCCUGCUGGCCGGGCUGCUCAAGAAGGACCCCAAGCAGAGGCUUGGGGGGGGCCCCAGGGAUGCGCAGGAGGUGAUGGAGCAUCGCUUCUUCGCCCCCAUCAACUGGCAGGACGUGGUGCAGAGGAAGCUGGUGCCCCCCUUCAAGCCCCAGGUGACCUCCGAGGUGGACACCCGCUACUUCGAUGACGAGUUCACGGCGCAGUCCAUCACCAUCACCCCCCCCGACCGCUACGAUGCCCUGGGCUCCCCGGAGGGCGAGAACCGCACGCACUUCCCGCAGUUUUCCUACUCCGCCAGCAUCCGGGAAUGAUGGAGCCGGGGGGG
Messenger RNA from Neopsephotus bourkii (Bourke's parrot), 1547 nucleotides. RefSeq names its product AKT serine/threonine kinase 2 (gene AKT2). The record is from RefSeq and is a predicted model, not a curated record. NCBI's taxonomy places the organism in Eukaryota, Metazoa, Chordata, Aves, Psittaciformes, Psittacidae. The transcript has 14 exons. Gene Ontology annotation, biological process: protein phosphorylation. Gene Ontology annotation, molecular function: protein serine/threonine kinase activity; ATP binding. The coding region runs from base 91 to 1533 and encodes 480 amino acids.